Molecule: messenger RNA, 507 nt
Organism: Caenorhabditis briggsae
Lineage: Eukaryota; Metazoa; Nematoda; Chromadorea; Rhabditida; Rhabditidae
Exons: 3
Coding region: 1-507 (168 amino acids)
Source: RefSeq, a predicted model, not a curated record
AUGCCAGUGGCUGGUCCCAACUACGACAAUAUUCAAUAUCUUCAUAAUUUUACGUUAACCUAUUCUAACAACUCGCUGGAGGGAAUGGGAGCCAUUGAUAAUGCCACCGAUGUGAACAGUCAAAUGGCUCAGAGUUUGAAGUCAGCUAUCAAUCUUGCUCUACCCGGAUAUCUAGCCUCUUCAAGGAACUCCUCUACGUCUUCUAGUGGAGUCAUGGGAUCUUCUACUACUGUACCAAUGACAUCUAGUACUAAUAUGCCUGAAAGACAGAAGCGACAAGUGAUGGCCACCUCCACCACCAUGGCAUCUGCUCCUGGGCCAUUCGGGGAUACUGUAGCCUCUGGAUCUUCUGGAUCUUCUGGAACCCAAAGAUCGUCUACCCUAUCCCCUCUAGGCCCCGCCUCCACCACCCAACCCUAUGGCACCGACGAGGAGUUCUACGCUCGCACGGAUCUCGUCCACUUCCACGUGGACAUUAAUGAUCUGGAAGGUUCUGGAGCAAUCUGA